CGGAAAUACUCAACUCCGACAACGCAUGCGCGCUGCCGCACACUGAGCUAGCAACGUAGUGGUCAUUUAAGGUUUAAUUAUUUAGAAACAACGAAGGAUUUCACAUAAAAACUUCGUGAAAUGUUUCGCAGAAAACUAACAGCUCUAGAUUAUCACGAUCCCAGCGGGUUCGACUGCUCAGAUGAAACUCACUUCAGAAACUGCAUCGUGUGGCUGGAGGACCAGAAGAUCCGACACUACAAGAUCGAAGACCGGGGCAACCUUAGGAACAUCCCCAGCUCUGAGUGGCCCAAAGCCUAUGAGAAGUACCUGCAGGACCUGACCUGUCCAUUUGGAGUCCAGGAGCGUAAGGAGGCUUUGGACUGGUUACUGGGCCUGGCUGUGCGUUAUGAAUAUGGAGACAACGUUGAUAAGUAUAAAAACUGCCCGCCGCUGGCCGCUUCGGGGAACGGCGACAGAGCCGUGGAUCCUCUCAUCAACCUGGACAGCAGUUCUCCAGAUUUUAAAGCAGGAGUCACCGCUCUGGCGAACAUUUUAAAGAUCCAACGACAUGACGAUUACCUGGUCAUGCUCAAGGCUAUCCGCAUCCUGAUCCAGGAGAGACUUUCACCAGAGGCCAUCACAAAAGCCAACCAGAACAGAGAGGGAGUCCCGGUGGCUUUAGACAAACACGUUUUGGGUUUUGACACUGGAGAUGCGACCCUGAACGAGGCGGCCCAGAUCCUGCGCCUGCUGCACAUCGAGGAGCUACGAGAGCUGCAGACAAAGAUCAACGAGGCCAUCGUCGCCGUUCAGGCCAUCAUAGCCGACCCAAAGACGGACCACAGGCUGGGCAAGGUCGGCAGAUGAGGAGGAAGCAAAGGACUGAUGGAGAUUUUAUUUUUAUUUAAUUUUGAGAACAAAGGCCCUUCUUGUUUGCUGGGAUGGUUAAAGGGACAUAAAUGAUUCUGUUGUUGCAUCAGUUUUAAACAUCCAGGGUCAGAUGUUCAUUUACCGCUUGUUGUUCAGCAGGAAGCGGUGAGGUGGAUACUGUUGAGCUGGUGUUUUUCUCCACAGCGGGAAUAAAACGAUUAUUUUGAGUCGGUAAA
This is a messenger RNA of Nothobranchius furzeri (turquoise killifish), 1088 nucleotides long. RefSeq names its product RNA transcription, translation and transport factor (gene rtraf). The record is from RefSeq and is a predicted model, not a curated record. Lineage: Eukaryota; Metazoa; Chordata; Actinopteri; Cyprinodontiformes; Nothobranchiidae. Gene Ontology annotation, molecular function: RNA binding. Gene Ontology annotation, cellular component: tRNA-splicing ligase complex. Gene Ontology annotation, biological process: tRNA splicing, via endonucleolytic cleavage and ligation.